Coregonus clupeaformis (lake whitefish) is the source of this 6111-nucleotide messenger RNA. RefSeq names its product IQ motif and SEC7 domain-containing protein 2. Gene Ontology annotation, molecular function: protein binding; guanyl-nucleotide exchange factor activity. NCBI's taxonomy places the organism in Eukaryota, Metazoa, Chordata, Actinopteri, Salmoniformes, Salmonidae. The record is from RefSeq and is a predicted model, not a curated record. The transcript has 16 exons. Gene Ontology annotation, biological process: actin cytoskeleton organization; regulation of ARF protein signal transduction. The coding region runs from base 1165 to 6111 and encodes 1648 amino acids.
CAGAGAGAGAGAGAGAGAGACAGAGGGAGAGAGACAGAGGGAGAGAGAGGGAGAGAGAGACAGAGAGAGUGGAAGAACAGAAUUUAGAACUCCACACAUGCACCCAGAGGAGACACGCCAACGUGCUAAGCUAAAGCCACUCGGCUACCACAGGGUGAGUGUUUUUACUGAUCUUUAUCCAACCCCUCCUCCUCCUGUCUUUUUGUUGUUGUUCCUUUUUCUUGGAAUGGAUGACACAGGGAAGGGAGAGCUCCUGGAACUCUUUUCCCGAGGAAUGACUCACCAGAUUACAAAAAACAACAAAGGACGUUGUUGACCUGCUCUUUUUGAUGAUAAACUGUCAUAUAAUUAUAUAACUUCUUGAGCAUGUACUCAAGAAUCUCCCACAUAAGAUAGACAGAGAAAUCCUAAUGUACUGCUGAUCAGUGACAGAACAGACUAAAACUGGCAUGCUCUUUUUUGUUCUUUAUUUGAAUAGAUGUAGAUUCAAAGAUGAUCCUAUUCAGGAAGUAUUCUAAGGGGACCAGGGAUGACCAAGUGAAAGAGUUGGACCUCUUGCUUUUCUUCCGUGGAACAUGUUCUUCCUGUCCGUCCUUUUUGAUAAUCUCUCAGUUUCUACCAUCAGUUACUCAACUGUUCUUCUUCUUUGGAAAUAACUAAGUAAUUCAUAAACAAACUAUUAUAGGAAAAUUAUUUGACUUGGUGACGUUGUGUCAUAUGAUUUCAGAAGAUGGGCUCUGACCCCUUCAAGAUCACCUGACCUGAUUGGACCAACCAGAUGUUCGAGGCGCCAACCAAUGUCUCUGGCAGGGUAAAACUAGGAACUAUAACAUCUUGAUCCACUAGAAGGACCUUUUUAAAGUUGCCCCUCUCCCCCCCACUUCCUUCUGGUGGGGGGGAGGGCAUAGCAGUUAGCCUAUCACAGCUCAGGACUUGUACCUUCGUUAACCAGUUAGUCUAUCACAGCUCAGGACUGGUCCCUUCGUUAGACUGUUAGCCUAUCACAGCUCAGGACUGGUUCCUUCGUUAGCCAGUUAGCCUAUCACAGCUCAGAACUGGUCCCUUCGUUAGCCAGUUAGCCUAUCACAGCUCAGGACUGGUCCCUUCGUUAGCCUGUUAGCCUAUCACCUGUGAGGUUACUGAGACCAGGACCAGACCAGCAGCAUGGAGGCUAGUCAGGGCCAUGGCCAGGGCAGCCCAGAGAGCCCUAACCGGGCCGUGGCGUACCUCCUGGAGCUCAACAACAUCAUAGAGAGCCAGCAGAAGCUCCUGGAGACCCAGAGGCACCGUAUCGAUGAGCUGGAGGUCCAGUUAGACCGACUGGCCCAGGAGAAUAAAGACCUACGCCUGGACCGCCAGCGACCUUUACCCCCAACGCCACCCUGCCCCCCGCCACCACCCGCCAAUAAAACAAGCCACGCAGCCAUACCCUCCGUACCAGUCCGCCCGGUUCAGACCCAGUCCUAUAAUAGUACCAGAACCAACACUACAGCCAUAAUGGCCCCCGCACCCCCGCCCCCGGUACCUGUAUGGGAUCAACACACCCCUCAAACCCCCAAGACCCCCCACCGUACACCCCACCGCACACCCCAAACCCCCAAACAAAUCCCCGUCACCACCCAGACCCCGCGCACUCCGCAGACCCCGAAACGGACGCCCCACACGCGGCUGACGCGGACCAUCUCGACCGGGACGGGGACCAGCUUCGUGGAGAUGGAGAAGGAGAGACUGGACAGGAUGGAGGAAGAGAGGACAGAGAGACUUCGCAGCUCCACCUUGGGGAACCCCACCAGCCACCCACACGGCCACAGACAGUCAGAUGGACCGCCCAACAAAGAAAGUGUGGAAGAGACUCCAUGUGGCGACACGGGCAGUUUCUCCGACAUCACCUGUAGCCAGGGGCCCUACCUGGGCAGCUCCUCUGAUCACCGCUACAGCAGUGGCCCUGGCCCACCGGGCCCCCGAUCCCACCAUCACCCCCAGGGACCCCCGGUGGCUCCCCCCAGUCCUGCCUCACUGGCCUGGGCCCAGAGGACCCGGCACCAGCCUGCCAGCCUGGCGCUGCGGAAGCAGGAGGUGGAGGACAACAAGCGCUGCAAAGCCCUGUCCGACAGCUAUGAGCUCUCCACAGAUCUACAGGACAAGAAGGUGGAGAUGCUGGAGAGGAAGUAUGGCGGUUACUUCCUGAGUCGGCGGGCGGCGCGCACCAUCCAGACGGCAUUCCGUCAGUACCGCAUGAACAAGAACUUUGAGCGGCUGAGAAGCUCUGCCUCUGAGAGCCGAAUGACUCGCCGUAUCAUCCUGUCUAACAUGAGACUGCAGUACUCGUUUGACCAACGGCAGGGCCAGGGCCAGCCUGGUGAUGAAGAGAUGGAGGCUGGGUCUCCUUCACAGUGCCAGGGGGACAGAGAGGAGUACACACACCUGGACGAGACAUUCUCCAAACAGGUGAAGUCCCUGGCUGACUCCAUCGAUGACGUCCUGACCUGUCAGUCUGCUGUAGAAGACUCUCAGGAGGAGGAGGAAGGUGACGGAGGCGAGACAGGGGUGGUGGCAGACGACUUUGGAGAGUGUGUUUGGAGACCGAGGGAGGGAGACAGACAGAGGGGCGGAGGAAGAGGAGGAGGAGGAGGAGGAGGAGAGAGACAGAGCAUGCACGAGGACAGCACAGCCACCUCCUACAGCGACGUGACCCUCUACAUUGAUGACGGGCUCCCCUCCUCACCCCUGUUCCUGGACCGCGUCCCCAGCAGCACCGACACAGAGUACUGGAGCCCUGGAGUGGGUGGCGUUGGGGUGGGGGGCCGCGAGGACAGCCGGGAAACAGAGGGAGGGGGCAGCAGUAACAGCCGACGUAGCACCCCCUGUACAGAGUGUAGAGACCACAGCCUGAGAGGAUCUCACCUGCCCCUGCUGACCAUCGAUCCACCUAGCGACAGCUCUGUUGAUAUGAGUGACCGCUCGGAUAGAGGUUCGAUAGGUAGACUGGUCUACGAAACAGAGCCAGGGGGAGGUGGGGGAGGGGGAGGAGGAGGGGAAGGGGGGCCCAAGGCCAGACUCGUACUGUGCUCCCUCACCGCCCCCACCCCUCGGCCCUCCCCUCCCACCUGCCACACCACACCAUCUUACACCACCACCAUCAGAUCCCCCAUUACCCUCUACACCACCACCCCCAGCACCCCCACCACCCCCAGCACCCCCCACCACCCGUACCCCGACACUCCCUCUUCGUCCUCCCAGUCGCCGCAGGGACAACCCCUCACCCCCCUGUCUUCCUCCUCAUCCGCCACACUGCCCCCUGGUGGCCUGGAGCAGGUCUGCUGUUCUGACGGAGACAACGACUCUCUCAACUCCACCACCAACUCUAACGAUACCAUCAACUGCUCCUCCGGGUCCUCGUCACGCGACAGCCUCCGGGAGCCCCUCCCACCGCUCGGGAAACAGACGUAUCAGAGAGAGAGCAGGCACAGCUGGGAUAGCCCCGCCUUUAACAACGACGUGGUCCAGAGACGACAGUACCGCAUCGGACUCAACCUGUUCAACAAGAAGCCAGAGAAGGGUAUCCAGUACCUGAUAGAGAGAGGCUUCGUAUCGGACACCCCAGUAGGCAUCGCCCGCUUCAUCCUGGAGAGGAAAGGACUGAGCAGACAGAUGAUAGGGGAGUUCCUGGGCUGCAGGCAGAAACAGUUCAACAAGGACGUACUGGAUUGUGUGGUAGAUGAGUUGGACUUCUCAAGGAUGGAUCUGGAUGAUGCCCUCAGGAAGUUCCAGGCCCAGAUUAAAGUGCAGGGGGAGGCCCAGAAGGUGGAGCGACUGGUAGAGGCUUUCAGUCAGCGGUACUGCGUGUGUAACCCGGUGCUGAUCCGACAGUUCCAGAACCCCGACACCAUCUUCAUCCUGGCCUUCGCCAUCAUCCUCCUCAACACAGACAUGUACUCUCCCAACGUCAAGCCAGAGAGGAAGAUGAAGCUGGAGGACUUCAUCAAAAACCUCAGAGGAGUGGAUAAUGGUCAGGACAUUCCCAGAGACCUGUUAGUAGGGAUCUACCAUCGGAUAGAGAAAUGGGAGCUACGCACCAACGAUGACCAUGUGUCUCAAGUACAGGCUGUGGAGAGGGUGGUAGUCGGCAAGAAGCCUGUGCUUUCGCUGCCCCACCGCAGGUUGGUGUGUUGCUGUCAGCUGUACGAGGUGCCUGACCCUAACAGAAGCCAGAGGACUGGAGUCCACCAGAGAGAAGUCUUCCUCUUCAACGACAUGCUUAUGGUAACCAAGAUCUUCCAGAAGAAGAAGACGUCUGUAACAUAUAGUUUUAGACAGUCCUUCCCGCUGGUCGAGAUGCAGGUCCACAUGUUCCAGAACCAGUACUAUCCCCACGGUAUUCGUCUGACGUCGGCCAAUCCUGGCGGGGAGAGGAAGGUUCUGAUUGUAUUAAACGCUCCAAGUCAGCAGGACAGAACACGCUUCACCUCCGACCUGAGAGAGAGCAUCACUGAGGUGCAGGAGAUGGAGAAAUACAGGGUGGAAUCGGAGUUGGAGAAGCAGAAAGGGGUGAUGAGACCUGUUGUGGGCGGGGCUGACGGUGAUGGUCCGGGUGGUGGCUUGAAGGGCGAGGCGGUGAAUGGUACUCUGGGUCGACCCUGUCUGGAUGACAGCUAUGCUUCCGCAGACGGACUCAAACGUACCGCGCUCAGCUCAUCACUGAGAGACCUAUCAGACACAGGGAAGCGGGGCCGCCGGAACAGUGUUGGCUCUUUGGACAGUACCAUGGAAGGCUCCAUCAUUAGCAGUCCCCGGCUUCACCAGCGCCCCCACAUGGCUGGAGGUGUAAUGCCACCCGGCUGCUAUGACAUCCAAGACUACCGGCCUCACCGCCCCAUCCUGAGCCCCGGAACGGGGGUGGGGGGUGGGCCGGGGCUAAAUCAUCACACCGCUACUGGGACGACGGCACUGGGUCCCAGCAGCGGAGACCGAGGGGGGACGGGAGCCCCGGGGAGCGGGUCUGGAGGGGGAGGGGGCAGUGGAGGAUCCUUCCUGGGUUCCCUGUUCGGGAGCAAGCGCUCCAGCACCAAGCCCCCUGGUCCUCUCACCCCUCUCCUCCCACCUGGGCUGCCACACUACCCUGCACCUGUCCCCCCGCCCACCACCGGCGGCCCGCCCCCACACUCCCCCUCCUCCCUCACCCACUCCGACCCAGGAGGGCCCUCCAAGAUCCAGGCCCUGCACGCGCAGUACUGCCACAACAGUAUCGCAGGGCAGCAGCCUCCUCCACCCUACCACCACCACCAUUGCUACCACGCCCAGACAGGGCCCGCUCCCAGCCAGCCCUCCUCCACCGCCCAGGGGGCUCCUGGGCCUCAUACCAUCCACAGGGGCCCCAUGGUGGGGGUCCCCAAGCGGCCGGGCCCCGGUCCCGCUCCCUCCCACCCCCAGCUCCAGCAGCUCUCCCAGGUGCAGCAGCAUGGUGUACAGGGUCACGGGGGGCGCUAUACCAACAUGGGGGUUUCUAUGGGGGUAGGCUGCCCCACUCCACCCCUUUCACCACAUCCCCCUCACUCCCCUCACCCACCUCACCCCCCUCACUCCCCGGUGCCCGCACCCCUUACCCUCUACCACACAUACUCCACACACGGUCGGGGAAGUGGAGGAGGCGCCAAGCUCCCUCUUACUCUCUCACACUCACAGCCCCACCCUCACGCCCACGCCCACGCCCCUCAUCAUACCGCUCUUACCCACAACCACAGCCCCCACCCCGGCCUGUCCCACAGCCCCCAUCCCGCUCAACACUCCCAGCACCAGACUCACUUCGUCUUCGCUGCCCCGCCGCCCCAGACCCCCGUCGCCCGGCACAUCACCCAGGCCGCCGCCCACGGCCAAUACCACCCUCAGUACCCCCCGCUCUCCUCCAUACCCCCUCCCCCUUCACAUUCCCCUUUACCCCCCCCUUCCUCCCCCAAUACCCCUCUCUCCCCCUACUCCCACCCCCUCCAGCAGCAGCCCGGUCAGCCGCCCCAGCUCCAGGGGUCUGGCGGGGGCAGCGGCAGCAGCACGGGCACGGGGAGCACCAGCAGCUCCAAGUCCAAGCCUAUCAACCGCAUCAGCACGGUGGUGUGA